GCAGUCUGCACUUCACCAGGCAGAGAAUGGAUGUGGUGCAGCUUGACACCGAGCAGGGGCUCAUCUGAGCCUCAGGGGUGGUUGCUCUAUCAAAGUGUUUGCGAGUAAACAGCCCCAGUGCACAUCCAGCUGCUCAGUGCCACCUUGAGCACCCAGGGCCACUUCAGCCUUGAUCACAGGCCUGCACAGGUUCCAGGGGAGGAGACACUCCAGCUUUUUGAGGGAGGGUAAGCAUGUGGGGUCCAAAUUUCCCCUUAAUUUUUUUUUUUAAAUCUUGCAGAUAGUAUGCAAACAUACAUUUAAUUUACUAUUUUUAUUCUCAUUUAUUUUUUCGAGGCAGGGUCUCCCUCUGUUGGCCAGGCUGGAGGGCAGUGGUGAGAUCUUGGCUUGCUGCAGCCUCAACCUCCCAGGCUCAAGUGAUUUUCCCACCUCAGCCUCCCAAGUAGUUGGGACUGCAGGUGCCUGGCCACCAUGACCAGCUAAUUUUUAAAUUUUUUUUGGUAGAGAUGGGGUUUUGCCAUGUUGCUCAGGCUAGACUCGAACUCCUGAGCUCAAGUGAUCCUCCCACCUUGGCCUCCCAAAGUGCUGGGAUUAUAGGUAUGAGACAUCGCAUCCGGCCUCCAAAUUUCCCCUUUUUAUAAGGACACAAGUUGUGCUGACCAGGGCCCCACCUCUAUGACCUCAUCUAACCUUCAUUAACUCCUUAAAGGCCCGAUCUCCAAAUACAGGCACACUGGGGGUUAGGGCUUCAACCUACGGAUCUAGGGGAUGCAAUUCAGUCUAUCAGCGCCAAACUGCUCCUGCUCGGAGGGAGAGGAGCAUGGGCUGAAGGCAGUGCUGGAGCAUGGAAGGGGCAGAACAUCCCAACCCGCUCUGGGCCCCCAAUGUCUUCUGCUGUACAAAGCACGUGUAUUCGCCCCCCGAGGAUGUGUCCUCCCUUCCUGGCUCACCAAGCAUUUAAAUGUGGACGGAAAAUUUAUUUAUCUGGGGUGCGGCUUCCUCAGGGAGAAGUUGAGGUCACGACUCCUGAGGGACCCCAACCCAAGGGCCUCCAGGGCACUGGCCCCAGAGUCUGCAGCAGGUGCUUCCUCCCUGAAUGCUUCCACACGGCAAGAUCAGAGCCACAAAUGCUGCCCCCACGCUGUUCCGGUAACUGAUGCUGCAAACCCAAGAAAGUCUGGGAUGGUAGUGGCCAGCAGUGGGGUGUGCCAUGGCUCCACCUCUCAGAGCAGGGAGGAGGAUGCUGGGCCUGCCCUUGGGGACCUCAGGCACCGUGGCCACAGGAGUCAGAGCUCUGCGCGUCUGCACCAUGUCCUGGGCUCCUGUCCUGCUCAUGCUGCUUGUCUACUGCACAGGUUGUAGUCCUCAGCCAGUGCUGCAUCAGCCGCCGGCCAUGUCCUCGGCCCUUGGAACCACAAUCCGCCUCACCUGCACCCUGAGGAACGACCAUGACAUCGGUGUGUACAGCGUCUACUGGUACCAGCAGAAGCCGGGCCACCCUCCGAGGUUCCUGCUGAGAUACAUCUCACAGUCAGACAAGAGCCAGGGCCCCCAGGUCCCUCCUCGCUUCUCUGGAUCCAAAGAUGUGGCCAGGAACAGGUGGUAUUUGAGCAUCUCUGAGCUGCAGCCUGAGGACGAGGCUGUGUAUUACUGUGCUAUGGGGGCCCGCAGCUUGGAGAAGAAGGAGAGGGAGAGGGAGUGGGAGGAAGAAAUGGAACCCACUGCAGCCGGGACACGUGUCCCUUGAACUGAAGACAGCAGGGGCAUUAUCCCCUUGGAGAGGCUGUCGUGGAAGAGGGUGGAGCCACGGCCCGAAGCGCCGAGGAGGCUGAGCCACUCAGCAUCUCCUGGUCCUGCAGUGUUGCUGUAAAUCCCCAUUGGAGACUGCAUUAGAGAAUUAAAGCUGCUUGUCACUUUUUGCUGA
Symphalangus syndactylus (siamang) is the source of this 1924-nucleotide messenger RNA. RefSeq names its product immunoglobulin iota chain. Lineage: Eukaryota; Metazoa; Chordata; Mammalia; Primates; Hylobatidae. The record is from RefSeq and is a predicted model, not a curated record.